AGUCAAAGAUUUUGACAAAAAAAAAAGAAACAAAUCUACCAGUAGGAAAAAUCUACAGUAAGUAAUAUAUAUAUGUGGUUUUAGGUAAAUACAAACUAUAGAUAUAUUGCCAAGUGAAGAAGAAGAGGAGACAACUCAGCAACUCUUGUUUUAAAGAUACGGAGUCCCAUUUAAUUUUGGAUUCCAUAUAAGGGGAGAAAAGAAAACGUUUUGACUCAAGAGAGAGAUAGACAAAGAAAGACCAAAAGAAAAAAACGGAAUAUUCCGGCGACGAUUGAGAGAGACUCUCAAUUAUACAUGGAGAAAUGUUCCCGACGGUCUGUUCUCCUUCACAUGGUGAUCGCCGCCGUAUUAUUCUCUUUUGUUCCGGUUUCAACCUCUAUUCCCUUCAUACUCUUUCAUGGAAUUGGAGAUAAAUGUUCUGGUGGAGUAAGUAACUUCACGCAACUUCUAAGCAACCUCUCUGGCUCACCUGGUUCUUGCUUAGAAAUAGGAAACGGAGAAAAUGACUCAUGGUUCAUGCCAUUGACUAAGCAAACUAGCUUAGCAUGUGAGAAAGUGAAACAGAUGAAAGAGUUGAGUCAAGGCUACAACAUUGUUGCAGAGUCUCAAGGCAAUUUAGUUGCUAGAGGACUUAUCGAGUUUUGCGACAAUGCUCCUCCUGUCAUCAACUAUGUCUCCUUAGGAGGUCCUCAUGCCGGCAUUGCUGCGAUCCCCAAGUGUACUUCUGGUCCACUAUGUGCUAUCGCUGAAGCCUUGUUGAAGUCAGCCAUUUAUAACGACUUCAUUCAAGAUCAUCUUGCUCCCAGUGGUUUUGUCAAGAUUCCUAGUCAAAUCUCAAAGUAUUUGGCACACUCAAAGUAUCUACCAAAGCUUAACAAUGAGAGACCUGACGAAAAAAACUCCACUUUCAAUGACCGAUUUGCCAGCUUACACAACUUGGUUCUUGUCAUGUUCCAAAAUGAUACAACAUUAAUCCCUAAAGAAACUGCUUGGUUUGGAUAUUAUCAAGAUGGAGGAUUCGAUACUCUUUUGUCACCACAACAGACAAAGUUAUACAAAGAAGAUUGGAUUGGUCUGAAAGCAUUGGAUGUUGCCGGAAAAGUGAAGUUUGAAAGUGUAUUAGGGGACCACCUCGUUAUAUCGGAUGAGGAGGUUGAGGAAUAUGUUGUGCCUUACUUGAUGCAAAACGAAGAUUUUGAAUUUCUUUCACAUAACCUAACAUGUGACUAUUGUGACAGCAACUGAAAAUUUUUAGGGGGGCCUUAUUCAAUUUAAUAGUUUUCUAAAAUCCAAGUCUAAUUUCUUGGUUUUGAUAGACAAUUUUUUUUUUUUGGUUAAAAGAAUUAACUUAAAUCAGUGGAUUUGUUAAUAUUUACACAUUAACAAAUGCCAUAA
Camelina sativa (false flax) is the source of this 1398-nucleotide messenger RNA. RefSeq lists its product as uncharacterized. The record is from RefSeq and is a predicted model, not a curated record. Lineage: Eukaryota; Viridiplantae; Streptophyta; Magnoliopsida; Brassicales; Brassicaceae. Gene Ontology annotation, cellular component: intracellular membrane-bounded organelle. Gene Ontology annotation, molecular function: thiolester hydrolase activity.